This is a messenger RNA of Uloborus diversus, 1154 nucleotides long. Its product is annotated as 39S ribosomal protein L4, mitochondrial-like. Gene Ontology annotation, biological process: translation. The transcript is spliced from 10 exons. Gene Ontology annotation, molecular function: structural constituent of ribosome. Gene Ontology annotation, cellular component: ribosome. The record is from RefSeq and is a predicted model, not a curated record. Lineage: Eukaryota; Metazoa; Arthropoda; Arachnida; Araneae; Uloboridae. The coding region runs from base 197 to 1141 and encodes 314 amino acids.
UGCUCCGGACUCCGGUUAAGAAGAAAAAAGUAAACAUUACGACAUGCACAAAAAUUUAAUGAAAUUAUUAUUCUUUAAAUAUUAAUGUUUUGAACUUUGCCCGUAUUUUAUGAGCUCCUAAGAUAGUGAUUGCAUUUUUUUCCACUUUGAAUGUUUUUUUGAAUUUCCCUUCAAGCUUAGCAUUUGAGAAAGUUCCAUGAAUUCAGCGAUGCUGAAACUCUUUCGACAUUUGUCAAUAUGCAAAAGUUUUCCAGCAAGAAGCUCCCCAUUAUGCAGUUCAAGAUAUUUUGAGUCCGAUGCAGCUCCCCCUGAUAUACAUGCAGAGAAUGUUGUACCAAGUAGCAGACCACCAUUGCCAAUAAUCACUUCUCGGAACCUUGAAUAUCCUAAAAAGCACUUAACACCACGUCAGGCUUGGGUUACGAAUAUGGAUACAGUACAAGAAGAAAAACUUGGUUUAGUUGACUUACAUCCAUCUGUAUUUUCUGCUAUGCCAAGAAUUGAUGUUAUUUUCCACAACUAUUUAUGGCAAAAAAAAUAUCGGCAUGUGGACUUUGUAACAGAAUACUCCCGUGCUGAAAUGCGUGGUGGUGGCCGAAAACCUUGGCCUCAAAAAGGGACUGGCCGAGCAAGGCAUGGAAGCAUUCGGUCGCCAAUUUUUUUAAGAGGUGGAAAAGCUCAUGGAAAGCGAGGUCCGAAAACAUCCUUUUACAUGCUUCCUUUAUCAUCAAGAGUAUCCGGUUUAAUAUCAAUGUUGUCUUCAAAAUUUGCUCAAGAUGACUUGGUAAUUGUUGAUUCAUUGGAAAUUCCUUCAAGUGACUCAAAGUACAUAGAAGAUCUCAUCAAAGAAAGGAAAUGGGGAGUUUCUGUUCUACUUAUAAAUGAAUAUGAUGUUAUGCCUCACAACAUUACAUUAGCAACAGACAGUUUGCCAUCUGUUACACUAAUGCCCUUCUAUGGUUUAAAUGUUUGGAGUAUGCUGAAAUAUGAUACCCUUGUUUUAACGGUUUCAUCUUUGGAUAAAAUCGAAGAAAGGCUAUUGUUCCAACUUCAUAGGUCAGAUAUUCAUUGUCACAAGUUUAAGCAAUUCAAACAGAAUCAAAGUGUUCUUAUAAAUAGUGGACCUGUAAAAAAGACUUAAUAAUUAGAUCAAU